Messenger RNA from Priapulus caudatus, 1329 nucleotides. Its product is annotated as sodium/bile acid cotransporter-like. Lineage: Eukaryota; Metazoa; Priapulida; Priapulimorpha; Priapulimorphida; Priapulidae. The record is from RefSeq and is a predicted model, not a curated record. Gene Ontology annotation, cellular component: membrane.
CUAAAUGAAUCUAUACCUCCGCAUCUAUUGUUUGCAUGCUUGGUAUUUUAGCGAUCGGUUAGUUCCAGUGGAUAUGAACAAAUAGAAAGCGGCGGCGUGCAUGCUCGACUGGGUUUUCGCCGUAGUCUAGGUGCAGAAGUAGCCAGGGACACGUCGCUGCGGCAAGCGGAAACUCAGUCGCAACUCUCGCUUCGUGUGAGGAUAUAUAGACAUAACCGCUUAUGACCAUAUAAGCCUAUCAGCUCUUGAUUAUUAACGAGUAUCCGUACCAGACCGAUUAUGCGCUAGAGAAGAUACAUGGCGAAGUUACACGUGUUCGAUUCGUGCGUGGUGGCGGUUGCGCUGUGUGUGGUGGUCGUGGCUCGGAGACAGUCAGUCGAAGAUGCCAACGAGACGCUGUCAAACAUGCUCGAGUUCUCCCAGGAUUCGAUCGAACAGUUGAUCGAGGCGCAGACUAUCACUGUUGACUACAACCUGACGUUGUCCACGUCGAUGGGUUUCUCGUACGACUGUUGGUUGGUCGUGACCUGCGCCGACCGAUUCGUCGGCGAUGUGAUAGAAAACAUAGAGACGCCAGUCGCCUGCACUGGCACGACGUACGGAAACUUCACGGUGCUGGCAAAAUUCAUCGGAAUAACGUCGCUGUCGUUUCGCGUGUACAGCUCCGAGUCGGACACGAUUUAUUCUGACAACGGAUAUCGUGUGAGCGUGAUGCGACAGCCACGUAUCAUCGACGUGGCGUUCAACUACAUAGUCGCAAUCUUCGUUAUCGUCACCAUGAUUGGCUUUGGCGCAUCCAUUGAUAUCGCUGUCGUCAAGGAAAUUGUGAAGCGACCAAUCGCACCAGCGAUAGGGGCCUUCUGUCAACUCGUCGUUAUGCCUCUCGUCUCGUUUGGUUUAGCAUGUGCGGUGACUGUAGGGACGUCGUGGAAGCUGGGUCUACUAACGGUGGGCAGCUGUCCCGGUGGUGGACUGAGUAACAUCUUUACCUUUCUACUGGACGGUGACAUCACCCUCAGCAUUGCGAUGACGCUGCUAAACACUCUGCUAACACUCGGAACCAUGCCAAUGUGGCUGGCAGUAUUGGGCAAGAACUUCACCAGGGGAACAAACCUACGCAUUCCUUUUGUCAGCAUCAUCGUCGGUCUCUCGUACAUGCUCGGCCCUGUUCUACUUGGAUUCGGUAUCAGGGUUUUCCGACCUAAAUGGGCCGUAGUUAUCACUUACGUUCUCAAGCCUGUUUGUGUUGUACUGAUCAUAAGCGGGUUUGCCGUGGGCAUCUAUUCAAACUUGUACGUUUUUUAUAUCGUCACGCCCAUUAUUACCACU